Molecule: messenger RNA, 516 nt
Organism: Rhodofomes roseus
Lineage: Eukaryota; Fungi; Basidiomycota; Agaricomycetes; Polyporales; Fomitopsidaceae
Exons: 3
Coding region: 1-516 (171 amino acids)
Source: RefSeq, a predicted model, not a curated record
AUGCGUGUUGACACAACGCUAUCGCUCCUUCUGGCAUCGCUCGUGGCUAUACCCGCGUCGGUGCUCGCCCUGCCCAUUGGCUCCCAAGGUGCGGACCUUCAGGAGCGUGGGUUCGAGUACGAUGCGGAGGUCAUGGCGCGUGCCGUGGUCGAUGCGCUCGAGGGUCGGGAGGUCACCCGGGUGUGGCACGAGGCGCGCGCACCUAUGCCAUCGAACCCACCGUCUUACAGCAAACACGACCCGAUCAACGGUGCUAAGCCCGGCUAUUCGCAGAAGGACCCUGCGCCCAUCCCCAAGUACCGCCAGAAGGACCCGCACAAGCCCAAGCAGAAGCCGAAGGGGUCCAAGUUCUGGGAGACACCGCCCCGCUCGCUCGAUGAGCUAGAGGAGCUGGAAGCCCGCGAGCCGUCGAGCUUGCGCUGGUGGGAGGCGCGUCACCGUGCACCCUACGAUGUCGGUAACCCGCGGGUAUCCCUGUACCGCAUAGGUCACAUAGGGAAAAGGCGCGUUGAUUAG